GCAAUCGUGGCCAUAUACAGCUAGCUGCCUGCCUGCACCCCGGAAUCACAAUCCAAACCCAGUACAACCUCACAGACGACCAUCGACACAGAAAUGACUGUCCACGUCACUUCAGCAGCGCAAUGGCGCCAGAUACUCAGCUCCUCCAGCGUUGUAAUUACAGACUUCUACGCUGACUGGUGCGGCCCAUGCAAGAUGAUUGCGCCGACUUUCGAAUCGCUCUCGACAAAAUACUCCAAGCCGAACAGGAUCACAUUCUGUAAAGUCGACGUCGACAGCCAGCGCGAGAUCGCUCAGCAGUAUGGCGUCAGCGCCAUGCCCACCUUCCUCAUCCUGAAGAGCGGAUCCGUCGUCGAAACCAUCAAGGGUGCCAACCCUCCCGCAUUGACGGCCGCAGUUGAGAGGGCAGUCAAGCUGGCCGGUCCGGGUACCGGCGGGGGUGCCGCUUUCUCCGGUGGCGGCCAGAGGCUGGGUGGCGGAGGUGGAUCUGGCACAACGUCCGGCCCGCGACAGUUGCGACGACCAGCAAACUGGGACUUGAACAGCAUCAUCAACUCGAUCAUUGUGUUCUUCGGUCUAUACUUUGUAUCGCUAUUCUCUUUCGAUCCAUACAAAGCCGCCGAGUCCUCAAAAUACAACAUCAAGAACCCUCCGGCCCGUACUGCCAACGCUAAGCCGGCAGGUCCAGCGGGUGGUAGACCAGGUGCGCAAAAGCCAGUUUUUCGCACACUGGCUGAUGUGUCGUUACUCUUCUCAUUCCCCCACCCAAAACCGCAUGUGGGAGUUGCAGUAGAGAUGCUUUCGGCUAGCAGAGUAAGAGGACCCUGCUCCAAAUGCAGGCAGGACCUGCUUCACCUCUUUGAAUAUGGAUUCACAGGUCCUCUAGCUGCACGCAGAGCUCCAAGCUCAAUGCGCACCGCGUCGCUUCGACAAUACCACGCGACUAGAACUAGAAUUACCUCCAGCCAGCACAGAAGCUUGUCAACGACGAGGAUUUUGAACCAGACACCGCCAGAAACCCCAGCGUCUUCCCAGGGCACCUCGCAAUCACCGACCGAACAAGCAGCCCCUGCGGACGCCCAUGAGACGACUUCAGAAGCUGCACCGCUCGAGUAUCCUACACGACCCGAAGGGGAGGCAACGCCAGAGGAGAUUGAGAAAUUCGUGCGCGAGACCAAGGACACCUUUGGAGAUACUCUCCCGCUCCACUUCCUCUACGAGGAGGAGUACCAGGUGUACGAGCGACUCUUUGGACCCCCGUUGCGCGCGACCGAGCCAGAGGACAUCGGAAUUGGCAGCAUUGCCGUAGAAGAUGGCAUCGAGUCUGACGGCGCAUCAGGGCAUGGAGGCCCUACGCUUCUUAGAGAGGACGGCCAAGGAGGACUUGAAGAGGUUGAAUACACCCCGGCUCUCAAGACCCGCGAGGCUGCAGAUGGGGAAGCAGUCGAAGAGGCUGAUGUCGACCUCGAUCUCGAGGCCCUCAACAAGGACCCACGCAUUAAGUAUCUUCAGGGUGUGGCAAAGAAUCAGCGUCAAUAUGAGGCUCUUCUCCAACUCCAGGCCGAUUUCGAGGCAGCCAGCCUUCAGUCGCUGAUGGACCAGGAGGCUCAAAUAGCCGCUGCGGAAGCUGAAGUGGCUCAGGCAGAGCAGCCCGAGGACGGUGCAGCGGCCGAGCAGGAGGCGAAGGAAUCUUCAUGGGACGUUCAAGAAGGGGAGCAGCUGGAUGCGGCUGCCUACAAGGCUCGCGAGAUGGACGAUUGGGAUGUGGCACAGAGAGAAACCGAUCGUCUCCAUGAGCUGACCCUUGAGGGGCAAUCCAGGACCAACCCGAGCACUAUCUUCAUCCCGAAGGAAAGCAUUAUUGAGCCCAUUACAAAGCUCCUGAAGAGGACGGAUCCGAAACACGUCAAGGAGGCAGCAGAGAAUGUGUUUGGUGGCCCGGGGUUGCCUUUCUCGGCGCGUACACCGUACAACAUGAGGAAUGCAAAGCAGGUCGGAGUCGCGCUGCGGGCUACCGACCACCGCAUGUCCGAGAUCGAAGCCGAUGCUUACAUGGCAACAGUCAUACCAACUACUUACUCUACGAUAACUAGUAUACUAUCGGAAGUUCGCAAGAGGUUGGGUACCGAGUGGCUCCGCGGACUGAUGCAAAAGAACGAGGGCAAGGGUCCACGAGUGCUGGAUGUGGGCGCAGCCGGGGCGGGCCUGCUUGCCUGGCAGCACGUUGUCGAGGCGGAGUGUGAGGUUAUGAGGUCGCAGGGCAUGUGGAACAGUCUCGACACUCCCAUCGGGAAGAGAACGGCGCUCGUUGGCAGCAACUUCCUGAGGCAUCGCGUGUCCGAGUUGUUGGAGAACACAACCUUCAUUCCCCGUUUGCCUGAUUACCUUCACUCGGCCGUGAACGUCUCCAGACACAUUGACGCGCCUGCUGACCCCAAGGAGAGAAAGACAUACGACGUUAUCAUCAUGUCCCACAUAUUGAUGCCGCUUGACAAGCAGUUCAAGCGUGAGGCCCUGCUCGACAAUCUCUGGUCCCAGCUGAACCCCGACGGCGGUAUUCUGAUUGUCAUGGAGAAAGGGCAUCCGCGUGGCUUCGAGGCUGUGGCGGAUGUACGUAUGCGUCUUUUGGACGAGUUCAUCGUUCCUCCAGGCUCAACAUUCUCUAGCAAGGCCACCGGUGCGGAUGUGGAGGACCAUAUUCAAACCAAGGAGUCGAAGGAGAGGGUGCGUGAGCAUGGUAUGAUCAUCGCGCCAUGCACUAACCACAAGACCUGCCCUAUGUACCAAACGCCCGGCUUCACCUUUGGCCGCAGAGACUUCUGCCACUUCUCGCAACGCUUCAUCCGCCCGCCCUUCUUCCAAAAGGUCCUUGGUGGGGUCCACCAGAACCACGAGGAUGUCGACUUCAGCUAUCUCGCCGUGCGUCGCGGCGGUGGUCAGUCUGCUGAGUCGUCGUCUACGGUAGCCAUCACCGGCGGCGACAUGGACACCAACACCAGAAAGUCGCCUCCUAGCGGCCCGUGGCAGGGCAAAGAGGCGACCGAUCGUGCGUUUGAGGGCUACGGCAAGAAGGGCGAGGCACCACCGUCGAUGCUGUCCCUCCCGCGCAACAUCCUCCCGCCGCUGAAGCGGACAGGUCACGUUGUCAUGGACGUGUGCACCCCUGACGGCAACAUCGAGCGCUGGACAGUGCCCAAGUCGCACGGCAGGCAGGCGUACCACGAUGCGCGCAAGGCCCGAUGGGGUGAUCUGUGGGCGCUCGGCGCAAAGCAGCGCGAGCCCCGCAAGGUCAGGUUGGGGAAGCCCGGAACCGAAGUGCUCAACGACCGCGCCAACCCGCUCGGUGGCAAGGGCGACGGCGGCGUGCGGGCGCGUCGGGCGCUGGCACAGGCGCAGGCCAGGAGCCAGCUCGACAAGAUCAACCUCGACGUGAGCCAGACGGGCAACAUCGAGGGCGCGUCCAACAAGGCGCGGCAGCACCAGGUCGAGAGGAGAACCAAGAAGGGCAGGCUGCCGCCGAAGCAGUCGGAGCUGGAUAGGCUGAAGAAGGAAAGCAACGAGGAUGAGUUUGACGACGAUGAGGACAUGGAUCCCGAGGUGGCCAAGGCGCUUCGUGAGUUUGAGAAGAACGGUAGGCGGUGA
Molecule: messenger RNA, 3642 nt
Organism: Pyricularia grisea
Lineage: Eukaryota; Fungi; Ascomycota; Sordariomycetes; Magnaporthales; Pyriculariaceae
Exons: 4
Coding region: 94-3642 (1182 amino acids)
Biological process (GO): translation
Cellular component (GO): mitochondrial small ribosomal subunit
Molecular function (GO): methyltransferase activity; structural constituent of ribosome
Source: RefSeq, a predicted model, not a curated record